ACAGCAAGUAAGUGCCCUGGCCCCUGAUGGUUUCUCCUCCUAAACCAAUGCUGAUCAUCCUGAUACCUUGCUACUGCUGGUUCUUCAAUAGAUGCCUAAUCUUGUUGAGUAUCCCUCUGUCAUAACUUGUUUUCCAUGUUCACUCAUCUUGCUUGUGCACUGCAUAGAAUGUGAGUGCUGUGUCACAGCUCCUCCUGAUUGGUUGUUGAUUUUUCUGAUUGACUCUCCCCUAGCAUGUCAGUCCUUUUCGUAUAGCCAUGUAAUUCCAUUUCUGUACUCAUUGUAUGUUGACAGGGUGUAUGUUAUCCCCUGUCUUGUUAUGCAUCAGUGGUGUGCUGACACACUCAAUUUCAUUGGUUUUACAUAGCUUGUAAAAGGUGAUGGUUCUGUUUGCAAUGGUUCUGAUGCUAACUUUGCCAUCUCAAUCACUAGAACGAUGUCUGGAUAUUGGAUA
Messenger RNA from Suillus paluster, 454 nucleotides. RefSeq lists its product as uncharacterized. The coding region runs from base 92 to 367 and encodes 91 amino acids. NCBI's taxonomy places the organism in Eukaryota, Fungi, Basidiomycota, Agaricomycetes, Boletales, Suillaceae. The transcript is spliced from 4 exons. The record is from RefSeq and is a predicted model, not a curated record.